Owenia fusiformis is the source of this 1046-nucleotide messenger RNA. The record is from the annotation of a GenBank genome assembly. Lineage: Eukaryota; Metazoa; Annelida; Polychaeta; Sabellida; Oweniidae.
UGAACCUCUGAAAGUUGUACAGUUUUUAGUUUGUUUACGUCAGUUAUCAAACAUGAUGGUUGCAGUGUUUGCUGCUCUUACUUUGUUGUCUGCAGUAGUUGUCUCAGCGGAUCGACAACCCGCUUACACCCCUACACAUAGAUACAGGGUCCCUUCUUAUGGACAAGAUAGAUAUGGCGAACUACAGAAGCAGAAUGAAUUUGGGUACGAUGAUAGUGUUUAUCACGAGGAUAUGUAUGGGGAACCCAACGUGAACAGGGAACAUACCGAUGCGGAAACUGGCGGAGGAUAUGAAGAUACUAUAGCUUAUAGUUAUGAAGACUAUAAGAAGGGAUAUGCUGAAUACGCUCCAAGAGAGUUGGAUUCACAUUUCUGCGGUGGCAAGUACAACGGUAAUUACGCCAAUCCCGGUCUGUCGUAUGAUGCUGACCCUAGAUGCACCUAUAUUUCCUGCUCCAACGACAGGACAUUUUUAUUUAACUGUGCCGAUGGUUCCUGGAACGGGCAGGGCUACAGACAUCACCAACCACACAGCAAGGAAUCGUACCACUACAAGUACCAGCGCUAUGGCUAUGACUUUUGCCAUGUCCAAGACCGCCAUGCCAGUCAGGUGUGCAGACGGGGAAGUCUCGGAUACGAUUAGGUCAUGGAUUUCACUCUAAAAUGAAGCAUUCAUAUGGGUCCACUCAAAAUCUUAUCCAGCGAAUAUCGAUAGAAUCAACAAAUCCACAAUGGGUAUAUGAAAGUAGCCCCCUUUAAAGGAACCGUGUAAUGUUUUAGAUAUUUAUCGAUCAUAAAAAUAUAACUUUUUCGACAUCAAGAUUGUUCAAAAUUUUCGAAAGGUUUACUUUUGCAAAAGAUUGUUAGUCUAAAUUUUCCAAGAUUUAAAACAAAUGGUCACAUAUAUAUUUAGAACAAUUGGGUUAUAUAAGCCUAUGUGUAGACUUUACACAGGGCCUUUAAUGAACAUUAGAUACUUAACGAUUUAAAAAAAUGUGGUACAUUAUAUACAGGGUGAGACUAAUUUGACUAUAGUUUCAUUGAAU